UCUGCCAUCGAUGCGCAUAGCAAUAAAAUAAUAAGAACAAAUCAACUCCACGUCUAGUAGUCAAACGUUCCCAUUUAGUAUUAGAACGCCAACAGAAUGGUUCAAAAAAGAUUCGAAAACAAGCUGCUGUCGCUGCUGCUGCUGAUCGCGUGCCUCUCCAUCUGCCACUGCAGACCCUCGGAAGAUGCGACAAACCUGUCAAAGGUGGACCCCAGCGAGUAUCCAGGGAAUCUGCCACCAGAGACCAUACUGAAGGUGCAGCAGUGCGAAAAGGACCAGGCCACCAUGGAGCUAUGCAUGCGCUGCGCCAAGAUCACCAAAUCGGAGAUCAUCUAUCCCAUGUGCUGCAACAACGAUGACGACAUCAAGGUCUGGUGCCACGAAUACGUCUACUAUAACAACGAAGAAGGCUAUUGAGGGAGGAAAGGGUUUUGGUUCUAAUGGCCCAGGUCUGGUGAUCAGGUAUCACCUAUAUAUCACCUAGCAUACUUACUUGCCCAAAUCCAUUUGAAAUUCCUUGCAUACCGCUAUCAAUGCGGGUCUAUUGGCUGUGAUAUUUAAGGCAAUAUUAAAGUUUAUACUUACCCAAACUAUUUUGUAACUAGAAAUAAACAAA
This is a messenger RNA of Drosophila hydei, 616 nucleotides long. RefSeq lists its product as uncharacterized. The transcript is spliced from 2 exons. Bases 97 to 417 code for a protein of 106 amino acids. The record is from RefSeq and is a predicted model, not a curated record. Lineage: Eukaryota; Metazoa; Arthropoda; Insecta; Diptera; Drosophilidae.